CAAGGACAAUUGAAUUCACCAUGGAAGCCCCUAUCUGUCUAGUGGAAAAUUGCGAGGAGCAGCUGACGGUGAAUCCAAAAGCAUUAGAAAUUCUUCACAAGAUAUCUCAACCUGUGGUGGCAGUGGCAAUUGUGGGAUUGUAUCGCACAGGAAAAUCUUACCUCCUGAAUCGCCUGGCAGGAAGGAAUCAUGGCUUCCCUCUGGGCUCCACGGUGCAAUCUCAAACCAAGGGCAUUUGGAUGUGGUGUGUGCCCCACCCCUCCAAGCCAAAUCACACUUUGGUCCUUCUGGAUACUGAAGGCCUGGGUGAUGUGGAAAAGGGAGACCCUAAGAAUGACUCGUGGAUCUUUGCCCUGGCUGUGCUUCUGAGCAGCACCUUGGUCUACAAUAGCACGGGCACCAUCAACCACCAGGCCCUGGAGCAGCUACAUUAUGUGACUGAACUCACUCAGUUAAUCAGGGCACGAUCUUCGCCCAUAUCUGAUGAAGUAGAAGACUCCACAGAUUUUGUGAGUUUCUUUCCAGAUUUUGUCUGGACUGUGCGGGAUUUCACCCUGGAGCUGAAGUUAAAUGGAAGGCCCAUCACAGAAGAUGAGUACCUAGAGAAUGCCUUGAAGCUGAUUCCAGGAAAGAACCCUAGAAUUGAAAAUUCCAACUUGCCUAGAACAUGUAUCAGAUAUUUCUUUCCAAAACGUAAGUGCUUUGUCUUUGACCGGCCCACAAGUGAUAAAAAUCUACUAGCACAUAUUGAAGAAGUGCCAGAAGACCAACUGGAAUCAAAUUUUAAAAAGCAGUCAAUUCAAUUCUGCAACUAUAUCUUCACAUGUGGGAAGACCAAGACCCUGAGACAUGGAAUCAUUGUCACUGGACACAGACUGGGCUGUCUGGUAGAGAUGUACGUGAAUGCCAUCAACAGUGGAGCAGUGCCUUGCCUGGAGAACGCAGUGACAACUCUGGCUGAACGUGAGAACACUGCAGCUGUGGAGAAGGCAGCCGCCCACUACAUGGCACAAAUGGUUGAGCGAGUGAUGUUCCCCACAGACACACUCCAGGAGCUGCUGGACGUGCACACAGCCUGUGAGAAGGAAGCCAUUAAAGUAUUCAUGGAGCACUCCUUCAAGGAUGAGAACCAGAACUUUCAGAAGAAUCUUGCGGAAGCCAUAGAAAAGAUGAAGGAAGAUUUCUUGCUGCAGAAUGAAGAUGCUUCUGUCAAAUAUAGCCAAGCUGAGCUUAAGCGGCUUUCAAAGUCCUUGAUGGAAAAUAUUUCAGGAGGAACAUUCUCUGUUCCUGGAGGGCACAAUCUCUACUUAGAAGCAAGGAAAAAGGUUGAACAGGAGUUUGCGCUGGUGCCCAGGAAAGGAGUGAAGGCAAAAGAGGUGCUUCAGAGUUUUAUGCAGUCACUGGCAGCAACAGAGAAAUCCAUCCUGCAGGCAGACCAAGCACUCACUGAUGGACAGAAGGCCUUAGCAGCCGAGGAGGCCAAGAGGCAGGCAGCUGAGAAGGAACGGGAACUGCUAAGACAUAAGGAGAAGGAGCAACAGCAAAAGAUGGAGGCCCAAGAGAGAAGUUUCCGAGAAAACAUUGCUCAGCUACAGGAGAAGAUGGAGCGGGAAAAGCAAGAGAUCUUGAGAGAGCAGGAAAAGAUGCUGAAGCACAAGUUAGAGGAGCAAAAAAGAAUGCUUGCAGAAGAAUCUAAGAAGAAUGCUGACGUCUUAAAAGAACAGAUACAACGACUAAAUCAAGAGAUUGAAAAAACAAAGAAUCAAAGUUCAGGGUUGUCAGGGUUCUUAAAUACAUUGGGCAACAUAUUCUCCCUGAUACCUACUUUACCCACUAUGCUACUUGGUAUGGGGUUGAAAAAUCUUGGUUCGAAAAAUUAAUGCCUGGAAAUGAAAAUAAGCUUUUUUUUCUUUCAUUAGCAUAAAAAUGUUACUCACCUUAUUUUAAAUUUUGAAAAUUUUCAAUUAGCAUUUAGCAGGUUCAGUGUGGUUUGUAGUCACAGUUGUAAACAGAAUGUCAUUGUUUUCUGUACAUUUUUAAAAAUCCUUACAUAUGCAUGAAUUUCACAUUUUUCCUGCUUUUAAAAAAAUUUUUAUUGUUAUAAUUUCCCAGGAUGCAAAUUUUUAAGUAUAAGGAUUCCCUUUUCCUCUCUAUGUCUUCCCUCCUACUAUUUCUUUCUAUAUUCGUACGAUGGUAUAGUCUUUUACAUUCUACUGUAAGUGCAUCAUGGCAUUGCUCAUUUUAAAGAUGUUGCAGUAACUUUAUUCAAGUGUGUUUAAAAAUGAAAUGCAACUAUUAAAGAAUAUCAGGUUCUGGCAUCUUCCAAAGUGAUUAACCUUCUGUGUUUUUUGAUUAAUUAUUAUGAAGAAAUGAGAAACGGAAAAAUAAUAAAAUUAUUUAUAAAAACAAUUCCAGUGAAGGAAAAGCACAUGACAAGAUGAAGAACAGUUGUACCGUUUGCAUUAUAAAUGUAGGGAGAUGAUUUAAACUGCACUGAUUCCUUGAUAGAAAAAAGCAGUGAGACUAGAACAAUGGCCAUAAUUGUUUUAAGUAGAUGAAGCAGAAAGUGAAAACUCUGAACUUUACUGAUAAUAAAAGACACGCAAAGU
Messenger RNA from Ochotona curzoniae (black-lipped pika), 2609 nucleotides. Its product is annotated as guanylate-binding protein 4-like. The transcript is spliced from 10 exons. The coding region runs from base 21 to 1880 and encodes 619 amino acids. The record is from RefSeq and is a predicted model, not a curated record. NCBI's taxonomy places the organism in Eukaryota, Metazoa, Chordata, Mammalia, Lagomorpha, Ochotonidae. Gene Ontology annotation, biological process: defense response to Gram-positive bacterium; defense response to protozoan. Gene Ontology annotation, molecular function: GTPase activity; GTP binding.